This is a messenger RNA of Monoraphidium neglectum, 1995 nucleotides long. RefSeq lists its product as hypothetical. The transcript has 6 exons. The coding region runs from base 1 to 1995 and encodes 664 amino acids. The record is from RefSeq and is a predicted model, not a curated record. Lineage: Eukaryota; Viridiplantae; Chlorophyta; Chlorophyceae; Sphaeropleales; Selenastraceae.
AUGGCGUCGCCCCUGCAGGCGCCCACGGUGACCAGCACGGUGCGGGUCUCUGCGGAGGACGAGAUAGAUGUAUAUUAUGAGCUGUAUGACAACCAAGUCAACGGCAUCACCAGUGGCGUCAGCGCCCCCUCGACCAGCGGCGGGUGCCAGCAGGAGCCGGCGCGCGUGCUGCUCAUCAUGGGCGUCGCGGCGACAUGCGUCGCAUGGCACACCCAGAUCCAGGCCCUGCUGGCCAGAUCAAAAUCACUGGGGCGCGCCGUCCAGAUCGUUGCUUACGACAACCGCGGCGUCGGGCGCUCCAGCUGCCCCAAAGAGCGCAGGCACUACAGCAGCGCGACGAUGGCACGGGAUGCGGCGGCGCUGAUGGAGCAUUUAGGGUGGGGGGCGGCCCACGUGGUCGGGUUUUCUAUGGGCACCCAGAUUGCAGCCAAGCUGGCCGCCUCCGUGGCGCCCGACCGCGUGCUCUCCCUCGUCCUCGUCAGCGCCGCCGGCGGCGGCGUAUCCUCCCUGCCCCGCAGCCUACACGCCAUCCGCCACUCCCUGCGCGUCCUCACCGCUCGCACCCUGAUCGGCCGCGCGCGCGCCGACCUGCGGCUGCACUUCACCAAGGGGACGCUGCACUCGGCCUCAUCCGCAUCGUCAGCCUCCUCACUGGCGGCUGCAGCUGCGGCGGUGUCGCUGCCAAACGCCGGGCCUGGAGGCGCGCUGGAGGCCGCCCCCUCCGGCGGGUCCUCGCCGCCUCCUCUGCCGGCGGCCGGGCCCAAGGGGUCGAUUGCUGCGGCGGCGGCGUCGGGGGCGGCUGCAGCCGCGGGGCCUGCGGCGGCGGCGCGGCGGCAGAAGGAGGACCUCAUUGAUGAGUACGUGGCACACGCGCAGUGCAUGCCGCCGCAGGCGACGCACGGCUUGCACGGCCACCUGCACACUGUGUGGAACCACAAGCUCUCGCCCAGUGAGAAGGCCACCCUGCGCGCCGCAAGAAUCCCAAUCCUCUUCAUCCAUGGCCUGAAGGAUAAGGUGGCGCCACCUGCAUACGCGCAGCGGCUCAGCCGCGAGCUCGGGGCGAGCAUCGUGCUGCUGCCGGGCGCGCACGUGGUGAUGCGGGAGAGCGCGCAGCAGCGCGAGGGCAGCGGCCGCCGCGCGUACGUGUUUUAUGCAUCGCGUGACAUCUACAUGUGCUCCGUGAUCAUCAACAUAGACCGCCUGGCGCGCCUGGGUGCCGACCCCGCUGCAGACCGCGUGGUAAUAGUGCCAGCCAGUUUUGUGCCGCGGCCGAUCCACCGCACCGCCCUCGAGGCUCGCGGCGUGCGUAUUGUGGAGUCGCCGCCGCUGGCGGGUCCAAAGAACGACGAGGGCAUGUAUAAUGGCUGCAUGUCGAAGCUGUACGUUUUUGCGCUCACGGACUACGCGCGCGUCAUCUACCUGGACGGGGACGCCCUCGUCAAGCAGCACCUAGACUCCCUGUUCCAGCUGCCCGCCGCUGACCUGUGGGCGCCGCGCGCCUACUGGAUGGACCCUGGCAAGCCAAAGCAGGGUUGCGAGAAGGAGGGGGCUCAUGUCGGUGCUCGAUCAUAUGCCGGCCUGCAGAUGAAGUUCACCAGCGCCCUCAUGGUCAUCACCCCCAGCGAGCGCCUCUGGCACCGCCUCAAGGACCGCAACUUCCCGGACGGCGCGCCGCCCCGCCUGGCAAACGGGAUGUUCGACAUGGACCUGCUGAACAGCGAUUUCAAAGACGAGGCCGCCCUGCUGCCGGGCGGGGAGCUGCUGGCCGUCAGCCAGCACUGGCAGGAGGCCGACCGCGACCCAGUCUGGAGCAGCUUCCAGGGGCGCGUGGGGCAGGAGGAGCUGUGGGCGGCGGCAAAGGUGGUGCACUUCUCGCAGCCGGGCAAGCCUUGGUUCUGGAACACGACGGAGCUGCGGCAGCGGUACCCCACGGCGCACACACGGUUGUACGAGGCGUGGGACACGUGGUGGGAGGCGUCAAAGGCGCUAUGCUAA